CCGACCUUGGACAUAAAGUCUCCUCGGUCGGCCAAAAAUUUCUCUUCACAUCCUAGACAUAACUUAGCUCACGCAUUGACAUCCAUACGGAUAAAACCAAACUCUUCCACUAUGGUAGAUAAGACAGAGACAAAGCACAACUUCUUCCCUGAGAUUGGCAAAGUUGUAGACGACACUGCCAAGCCCCCAGAAGUCGGAGCCGUACAAGCAACGACGGACGACGAUGAGCGACCGAUGCAGGAGAUUGAGUCGCUUUGCAUGAAAUGCUACCAGCAGGGUAUAACCAGACUGCUACUCACCAGCAUACCCUUCUUCCGGGAGGUCAUCGUCAUGUCCUUCCGCUGUGAGCACUGCGGUUUCCAAAAUAAUGAGAUUCAGUCUGCUGGGACAAUCCGACCGGAGGGAACCGUAUAUACCGUCCGCAUUCUUGCACGUGAAGACCUCAAUCGUCAGAUCGUCAAAUCCGAGACAUGCAUAGUCACGAUCCCGGAGUUCGAGCUCACGAUUCCCCCGCAUCGUGGUCAGCUCACUACGGUCGAAGGUCUACUUUGUGAUGUAGUCACAGACCUCAGUACCGAUCAGCCCCUACGCCGUAUCGAGAACGAAGCUGCCUACAAUAAGAUCCAGCAGAUUAUUGAUGGUAUCAGGGAGAUUAUCGCGUCCGACGAGGACGAGAAUGAGGAGUCAACUGGCCGGGUACAGCGUGCGGCGGACAAGGACGCGCCGAUGAAGCCAUUCACGGUCACGCUCGAUGAUCCCGCGGGAGACUCUUUCCUCGAGUUUAUCGGUUCGAUGGCGGAUCCAAAGUGGAAUAUGCGCACGUACCACCGCACGCGUCAGCAGAAUAUCGAGCUUGGUCUCAUCAAUCCCGAUGCGGAACCCGAGCCCGAUACUCAGAACCCCGACGAGCAGCUCGGAGGUGGUGGAGAGGGCGAGAACGAAGAGAUCUAUAUAUUCCCCGGUGUCUGCUCGAGCUGCGGGCACAAGUCAGACACCCUUGUCAAGAAGGUCAAUAUUCCGUACUUCAAGGACAUCCUCAUCAUGUCUGUCAACUGCGACAAGUGUGGAUAUCGUGACAACGAGGUCAAGUCCGGCUCUGCGAUUUCGCCCUUGGGCAAGAAGAUCAUCCUCAAGGUCGAGGACAAGGAAGAUCUCAGUCGGGAUGUUCUCAAGUCCGAGUCCUGUGGUCUUUCGAUCCCAGAAAUCGACCUCGUCCUGCAACGAGGUACACUCGGUGGCCGCUUCACGACGCUCGAGGGUAUCCUCGACCAAGUCUACGAAGAGCUGUCAGUGAAGGUCUUCAACGACGCCAAGUCGGACGAUGGCGCAUUCGAAAAGUUCCUUGCAAAGCUCAAGGCGGUUAAGGCCGUUGAGCAUCCGUUCACACUCAUCCUCGACGACCCGCUUGCGAACUCCUAUCUUCAGAACCUGUACGCACCCGAUCCUGACCCAAACAUGACGAUCGAGGAGUACGAACGCACAUGGGAGCAUAAUGAGGAGCUUGGCCUAAAUGACAUGGUGGUCGAAGGAUAUGAGGGCGACCCGAACCUCAACAAGGAGGAGCAGAAGCAGGAGGCCGCGCCGUCAUAAUCAAGAUCGCAGAGUUGUAAAAUACAGUGUAUACUAUAGAUGCCUAUGUAUCGAUACUCAUUGCUGUUGUACUGUAAUACUACUAAUGAGAACCCAAAGACUGUCUUCUCAAGCUUAAGCGUCGCUAGCUUCUUUGUUUUUCUUCACUUCCGUCUCGGGAGCAGCCGCCUCCUCAGCUGUCUCCGGAGGAGGCAGCGACCACACUGAAUUGACCGCGGCAUCGAGCAAGGUGUCAAGCGACGUCUCCAUUGAUGAAACUGGAAUCUCCGAUGCCUCCUCGAUAGGUACUUCUAUUCCGGUCGGCGAGGGUGCUCCCAUGUCCUCAGAGCCGAUAUAUUCAGCAGCUUCACCCGAUACCGACUGAGUAACAUUCACAGGCUCGUUGAAUGCUCGAAUACUAGCAUUGAAGUCACCCAUGAGCGCCGGAUCCUCGAUGGUUGGACUGACGGACCUCAAAGGCAGCGCCAGAUCUUCGUCUCGACUCUCAGGGAGAGGCACAUUCGCCGGGUCGAUCGCGGUGAUAGCGGGCUCGCCCAGGACGGUCAAGCCGUUGUCAAGAUCGUGGGGGAGGGGAGUGGUAGCGGGGUCAAUUUCGCCAUGUGCAAGUGCGGUGUCUUCAUUCGUUGCCAAAAUAUCGGCAAAAGGAUCCACGACCGACUCUCCUUCGCGAACUACAUCUUGCGCAGCUGGUAGUGCGACGUGAGCCUCAGAAGCAGCCCGCUUGGGAUCGUCUACCUCAUCGAGAGCGACAUCGAGCUCGGGAUCUACUGCCGGUGCGUCAAGUGCCCGCUUCCGGUCGAAAGAGAAGUCGACCUCCUCAGUCUCAAUAAUCGGGACGGUGGCUUCGGCGGGCUCUUUACGGGCGACAGGCGCACCCUCUUCGACGGUCCCCGUGCGAGUGUCAACCCAGGUCGCCGCGUCAAGCACCACAGACUCGAGCUGAGAAGCAACGGCUUCGAUUUCUGGAACCUCGACCGUAUCGUCGGCCAUCUCUUCUGAAUCUUCGAGCGUAAUCUUGGGCUCCGGAAUACCAGGAUUUUCGUCUUCAGUAUGCUCAAUCUCAGAUGCACCCUUGACCACAUGGUCUGGAGAAGUGACUUUAGCCUCAGCCUCGUCGGGCAAGUCCAGGACGCUAGGGCCAAAGCCGAUAUAAUCUGUGGCGAGCGCAUUCUUGGCUUCCUCGUGGACACCGGCAACCUCGGCCAUGGAUUCGAUCGGUGACACGACAUUGACCGCAGAAGCGAUGAAUCUAAUGCACCCGUUCACGGCAGGCUCAGUAGUAUCGUUGACUUCAGCGGCUUCCUCGGGUUCUGCGCGUUCCAGUGUUUCGUCAGCAAACUCCAUAUCCUGAGUACUUUGCAUGCUCGCUUCGGCAUCGACUUCCUCAGCCGUGGGCCCCGCAGCCUUGGCACAAACGUUCGCAUCCGCAAGUGGGCCAAGAACAGUCUCCUCGGUGGCGGGUUCAUUAUGAACCACGUACGGCUCGGCGCCAGCCUCACCGAAACUCGAUUCUUCGUCAAAAACAUCCAAGAGUGACUGUACAUUUUCGACCGCAGCAGCGGCAUGAGCGUCGGCUUCAGCGUCAUCAGCCUUGGUAGCAUCGGCAAUCUUAUCGACUGGGGUAGCGAGAGCUUCGGUGGUGGCAUGAGUCUCCUCGAUAAUCCGGAAGAUAUCGACAACGGCGGAUUGAGAGGUAGAGAUGACAGACUGUGCUUCUUCGAUUGUAGGGAAUUGAAGUUCCUCGACAGGUUCGCCAGACGCAUGUUCCGUCUGAUAGUGAACCUCUGGUUCGAGUUCAGCAGUCACGUCCACGAAGUCGCCAUCAUUCAUCGCGCCAAGGUCAGUUUCUUGGGGCUGCUCGCAUACGAACUCCGAGAGGUGCUCUGUCCAGGACUCGUCCAUAACCAAAGGCGCAACGGUCGGCACCGAGUCGCUUGCGCAGUCCAAGCUGUUCGUGAGAUCGACUUCCGCCGGUUCGUUAGGCUCGAAAGAAGGGCGUUCGGUUUCGGGACUGCCCGUAACUGAAAGCGCAUUUGCGGGUACAGGGAUGCACUCGUCGACUAGUGGACCCAGGACACACUCCCGAGCAGCGCGUCCAUCGGCCUGUGGCUUGCCAGUUACCGCGGGUGACACAUCGAGGUGAACUUCUUCGGUGGGGGUUUUAUCGGCCUUGGCAUUAUCGGUGCUGCGUUCCGGUAUGAGCUUUGUGACUGGUGUAAUGCUGUUGGCUGCUUCCUGGCCUUCAGACACAAUCACGAAAGAGGCAGACGCGGUCAAAUCGUCCAUCAUCGAAGAAAAAGGAUCCGAGGGACGCUUGUCCGAGCUUGGGAACGCGCCUACAAGCCAGCUAGGGGACCCAGCAAAAGGCGAGUUCAGAUCGCUGAAUUCAUCCAGGUCGGGGAUUGUGGCGGAGGCGCUUCUCAGAGAAGAUGAGGUCGAAGCAGCAUCUAUCACCAGAGGAGUUGGUCUCGAAGAAGAUGCCUUCGCAAUUGCAGCGACUUGCUUAGCAGAGCCGCCAGUGAUGCUCUCCUCCAGAGGCUCGUAGAACGGAAGACUGGCCAUGUAAGACAGGUUCUCUUCCGCGAAGUGCUUCUGCGACUCGGGUUCAUCAACGGGAAUAACGGCCAUCUCAAAAGAGCUGACCUCGAAUGCCCUGAACCAUCCUUCGCCAAGGUCCCAGAAGAUGAAGUCUGUCCUGUCCUUCGGCACAUCAGACAGCAUGACGAACCGCAUGAUGAUCUUCGUUAUAAUUUCCUUUGAGGCGUCUUUGGCAGAGAACCGGAAGUCGACUAGCAUCGCGUCGGGGUGCUCGUCAGGCGGGGAGAUGUCUUCGACAGAAGUUCUGAGGUCGGUAAAGCCAAGCCGAACCAUCCAACUUGUGAAUGCGUCGAGUUUCUCGGGGUCGAUCCAAGCGGCGUAUCGCUGGCCUUCGUCAGGAGUCUCCAUGCUGGAGGAUGUGCUUUCGCCUAUGAGAGCCUCGAUGUCAUCCGACAGUUUUGCAGCGUAGAAGUCCACGCCAUAAGCGUCCCAACAUCCGAUCGUUUUCACCCCAGGAUUGUGAUUAUACAGGACGCGUUCCCAUGGCGUUGGUGCAUAUGGAAGGCCGAUGAGGUACACAUGCGGUUCAGCAAGAUUUGAACCGGGUCCGUGACGCGCAGGCCGGUGGCGAGACGCGUAGAGUGUGGUGGCGGCGAGGACAAAGAGGUAUGCAGCAAGAACCAGCACAGAGUGCAGUACGCUAUCGACUUCUUGGAUAGGUUCUUGUCCACCGUUGAGAGCGCCUAUAAGGGAGGACGAGAGCCAGAGCGUGAGAGGAUCGUUGUGGUAAACGUUUGAGGGGAAGCAACCAGCGAUGUGUAGUGGCGGUGGCGGUUCAAUGGUCAGUACGGGUGCGGGCUCUUGAGCGGCAUCUGCUUCUGUCUCUUCUUGCUCUUGUCCUGGGUACGAAAGCAGCUGUUGGACGUCGGGGCGUGGAAUAGCAGGUAGCGUUUUCACGCGAAAUGUGCGUUUGGGUAUGUAUGUGCCUAAGAGCACACCUAGGAGAGUUCGUAAGACUGUCCGCGAAUACGUGGACAACAGGUCCAUGAACGGCAUGGUGGAAGAAGGAAAGGUUUUGACAAUGGACGCGGCCAGUGGCACUGUCUUAAAUAGCAAGGUCACGUUGGGUGAGACACCAACAAGGCAGAGUGGCCACAACAGCCUGAUUUGGCGAAGUAGUUUUUGAUUAACGCGUAAUGCAUUUUGGAGGGUGCAAUGAAUGAACGAAAGAGAUUGGAAGACCGUUUCAAGGGGACGUGGGCUUCGAAGUCGAGUGUAUUGACGGCGUAGGAGGUGCGUGGGCCAGGCAGGCGAUUGGGAUCAUCGUGACAAAGUGAGGAUUGUCACACGAUGACCCCUCAGACAAGGAGGCAGGAUUAGCGGGUCACAGCUGGGCCGAGCUACUCUGCACGAAUUUGUUCGUUCUCCUGUGCAGAGUCGUCGCCAGCUUCUUCUGGCUCCGGGGCCAACUCCGCAGCAACCGUCAUAAACCUAGAAAC
Molecule: messenger RNA, 5627 nt
Organism: Phanerochaete carnosa HHB-10118-sp
Lineage: Eukaryota; Fungi; Basidiomycota; Agaricomycetes; Polyporales; Phanerochaetaceae
Exons: 5
Coding region: 112-1590 (492 amino acids)
Cellular component (GO): cytoplasm; nucleus
Molecular function (GO): zinc ion binding
Source: RefSeq, a predicted model, not a curated record